UCUAAGACAGAACAAAGAACAAGGACAACAACAACAAAAGAGAAGAACAAGAAACAGAAACAGAAACUCUCUCUAAAAAAGCAAUCUUUUUCUCGUAACCUCUGGUAAUUCACUUACGAUCGAGUCCUAGUCUAUCGGGUUUUUUUUAGGUGUGAUUCUUGGUGGGGUAAUUCUGAAGAAGAAAGAGAAGGAAAGAGUGUUAUUAAUUUAUACAGAGAAAGAAGGGAGAUUGAAGGAUUUGUGGUUUCGGGUUUGGUGAGAUGGGAUUGGGGAACAGUGGGAAUGAUGUGAUUGUGGAUGAUGGAGGUGGUGGUGGUGGAGGAGGAUUAGGUGGCAAGUCGUUUGGAGGGUCAGUUUCGUGUUCGAUUUGUCUUGAAGUGGUAACUGAUAAUGGGGAUCGAUCAUGGGCUAAGCUUCAAUGUGGACACCAGUUUCAUCUGGAUUGCAUCGGUUCAGCAUUUAAUGUAAAGGGUGCAAUGCAAUGCCCUAAUUGUCGGAAAAUUGAGAAGGGUCAAUGGCUCUAUGCAAAUGGCUGUCGUUCACUGCCAGAAUUUACCAUGGAUGACUGGGCACAUGAUGAGGACCUUUAUGACUUAAGUUACUCUGAAAUGUCCUUUGGAGUUCAUUGGUGUCCGUUUGGUAGCCUAGCACGAUUGCCUUCAUCCUUUGAGGAAGGAGAAUUUCCAUCAAAUGCAUAUCAUGAUCUAUUAGGGCAUGCCAUAUUUGCCGAACAUACUGCAGCAGUAUCAUCUGCUACCCAUCCAUGCCCAUAUAUUGCUUAUUUUGGACCAAUUCACCCUUCAUCUUCGAACUCUGGUGUCAGUGUUUCAGAUGGUUCUAGUUUUAACAAUCACUGGAAUGGCCCAUCAGUACCUAGUGAGAUCCCUAGUUCCUAUGCUUUUCCUGCCAUGGAUAUCCAUUAUCACAGUUGGGAGCACCAUUCUCCUCCCUUCUCAACAACAGGCAAUCGAAUAGGUAAUGCAGAUCAACCUUCAGUUCCACCUGUUACUCAAAGGUCAGCUAGAACUAGUUCAGAUCUUCCACCAAGGUCAGGAUCUUUAAUGCAUCCAUUCCUUGUUGGUCAUAGUUCUAGUGCUAGAGCUGGGAGUUCGGUCGCUUCCUCAAUGAUUCCACCUUACCAAGGCAGCAAUGCACGGGCACGUGAUAGAGUUCAAGCCCUCCAGGCAUACUACCAACAACAACAGCCUGGAAAUUCACCGCCCAUUCACACACCAGUUGUUUCUGGAAGCCGAAGAUCCAGCGGUCAUAGAGGCUUGUCUCAAGUAGGAACGGUUGCCUCAACAUCCGAUCAGACUGGCUUCUAUUUCAUCCCAUCAGGAGCAUCAAGUCGGAACUUCCAAGAAGCAGAAAAUCCUCCUCCAACUCGAUUUCGUUCAUGGGAAAGUCACUUGCCACCAUUCUCAGUAAGUCAGGUUGACAGGGAUUCAGGUAGGGGCACAUUCCAUCAGGCUGGUGGCGGUUCAGAUCCCAGCAUCAGAUCUGGCAGCUUCCGCCAAAGGCAUGGAUCCGAGAGAAUGUCAUCACAAAAUCGGUGAUCACUUUCGUCAUUAUCCUUAUUGGGUGAAGCAAACUACCACUACUGUGGCUGAAACCAAAUUAUGUAUGCUUGAGAAAUGAUAUAUAAUGCUUGGAGCCUGUCAAUCCUGGCAGGCUCAAAAUACUGUUGAGUGGCCCUGAAAAAACGAUCUGUUUGGCAGCCACCUGGCUGUGUGAUGGACUUUUGCUUCCUCUCGUUUCUUUGCCUUUGAGGAUAUAAAUAAGAUCAAAUGUUGGAUA
Molecule: messenger RNA, 1797 nt
Organism: Populus nigra (black poplar)
Lineage: Eukaryota; Viridiplantae; Streptophyta; Magnoliopsida; Malpighiales; Salicaceae
Product: E3 ubiquitin-protein ligase RFI2-like
Exons: 6
Coding region: 261-1556 (431 amino acids)
Molecular function (GO): ubiquitin-protein transferase activity
Source: RefSeq, a predicted model, not a curated record